Molecule: messenger RNA, 2958 nt
Organism: Dissoconium aciculare CBS 342.82
Lineage: Eukaryota; Fungi; Ascomycota; Dothideomycetes; Mycosphaerellales; Dissoconiaceae
Product: kinase-like protein
Exons: 3
Coding region: 1-2958 (985 amino acids)
Biological process (GO): protein autophosphorylation; autophagosome organization; autophagy
Cellular component (GO): autophagosome; cytoplasm
Molecular function (GO): protein serine/threonine kinase activity; ATP binding
Source: RefSeq, a predicted model, not a curated record
AUGGCAGCACCACGGGCACCGCCGUCCUCGUCGAGGCGGUCGGCCCAGGUGCCGCCAGAGCAAGAGCCAGAUGAAAUAAUAGGAGAGUUUCGUAGAGGCAAGGAGAUCGGCCGGGGCAGUUUCGCUGCAGUAUACCUCGCCCAACAUAGAAAAAUGAAGUCUUUCGCCGCGGUCAAAGUUGUUCAGAUGGCCAAACUGACCAAGAAGCUCAAAGAGAAUCUCGCUCAAGAGAUUGACAUCCUCAAACGUUUAAAGCAUCCGCAUAUCGUGCAGUUGUUUUCAUGCACGAGUACACCCGCCCAUAUCUACUUGGUCAUGGAAUAUUGUCAGCUCUCAGAUCUGGCGCAAUUUAUGAAGAAGCGCCACACUCUGCCGACGUUCCCAGAGACCGCUGACAUCUUUCGAAAAUAUCCUAAUCCGGAAUUUGGAGGCUUGAAUGAGGUUCUUGUACGACAUUUCCUCAAACAAAUCACAAGUGCACUGCAGUAUCUCCGUGCGAGCAAUAUGAUUCACCGAGAUAUCAAGCCGCAAAACCUACUCCUCAACCCAGCGCCCAUGUACAUGUCCAAGCAAAAGGCCGAAGACGUCCCGCUCGCAGCUUCCGAGAACUCAUUGAUCCCGGCAGUAGGAAUCGUGUCGCUUCCCAUGCUCAAAAUUGCUGAUUUUGGGUUUGCCCGUCAUCUGCCCUCUACGUCGAUGGCCGAGACGCUAUGCGGGUCGCCUCUGUACAUGGCGCCGGAGAUCUUGCGAUACGAAAAGUACGAUGCGCGUGCUGAUCUAUGGUCGACUGGAACUGUGUUGCACGAAAUGGUGGUCGGUAAACCGCCGUUCCGAGCUCAGAAUCACGUCGAAUUGCUGCGCAAGAUUGAAAAGGCGAACGACGUGAUCAUAUUCGACAACAAGAACAUGGUCAUUAGUCGAGGCAUGAAAGACCUGAUUCGGAAACUAUUGAAGAAGAGCCCGGUGGAGAGAAUGACCUAUGAAGACUUGUUUAAUGAUCCCGUCGUGACUGGCGACAUACCCAACUUGGCCAGCGAGGACAUUGCUCACACACAACUGCCAGACUUGGAAGCCACAGAAUUGUGUCUAAAGGCGAGCAGAGGCGGAGAUGCAGAGCGAUCUGCAAGCGAUCACUCACACGCUCAAGCACAACCCAGGCGGUCCCAAGACGAAGUGCAGAGGCGAGCGUCCUUGAGUCCUCACGACGCAGAAUAUCAGCAGCAGCAAAUAGACGCACGUCGGCGGUCGUCCUCUGGUGCGCAACAUACACCGGAAGAGACAGGCAUACAGAUGAGACGUCAGAGCAGUCAGCGCGAGUCACGACGGCCGCCAAUGGUUGCUCAUAUGACUGCGCCCGCUCGUCAAGAGGUCACACAGCCGCAAGUACAGCAUGUUUCGGCAACACGCAUGGAACGACGUCCAAGCCGAUCGUCACCACUCGCUGGCCCGCCACUAGUCCGCGAGCCCACUCUAGAAGCAGAAAGGCCGCGAGAUGCACACGCUGCCCAUGAAGCAAAGGAAAAGACUGCGCAAGAUCUGAUGUUCGAAAAGGAGUAUGUGGUUAUUGAGAAGCGAGCUGUCGAGGUCAACGCAUUCGCAGAUGAACUGGAUGCGCAGCCUCAUCUGCAGGCUCGUGGGGGUACCAUGGUACGUCGAGCCACAACCCAAGGUCAGCCAACCUCCAUCACAGGCGCGCAGCCUGCCAGUCCAUCACGUACGAUGCAAAUGGUAACCGGUAGGACUUCGGCUCAUCAGCGUGCGGGCUCAUUCGAAAGGCGAUAUGCUCCAUCGCCCCAGUCCGCGACAAACAUGCUUAGCAAGGCGCUCAAUGCCGCCAAUGCGCGAUUGCUCGGCGCGUUGGGCACAUCCCCUCCAGCGAAAGGUGCCUCGCCGCCCCAGGGCUUUGGUGCCUUUCCUGCCUAUCCCCUGACGCAAGGCCUCCCAGCGAUCGGCAAUGGCCAAGAUUCCAAAUUGCCCUUAGACGAGGACGGCAGGAUUGUUCGGAUCGUGGAAGAGGCGGCUACCCGCAGUGAUGUCAUCUUCGGGUUUGCUGAGGUAAAGUAUCGUCAACUCAUUCCAGCCACACCCUCGUCCCAGGACCCUCUCGGAAUCCUUCAACUUGAGGCACAGGAGAACAUCCUGACUGGCUCGAAGAAUGAAGACGGCGACCAGGACAUGACCACCAUUGCCAUUGUCGGAGUUGCUGAGGAGGCUUUAGUUCUCUAUGUGAAGGCGCUGGCCAUCCUGACCAAGAUUAUUGAUCUGGCGAUAUAUUGGUGGAACAAGCAGACGAGUGGUGACCAUUCAGCAGCCGAUGCGACGGCCAAUACGUCCAACGUCGGAACGCGCAUCCUCGGUGUCGUCAAGUGGUCUCGAGAGCGCUUCAAUGAAUGCUUGGAGAAGUCCGAAGUAGUCGGACGCAAACUGCAGGCCACGCAACGGAAGCUCCCCGAGGCACAUCCCGGCCAUCCCAGCAACCAUGCGUCCGCCAGUACCACUGCGGCGAUCACAACAUCAGUCGACCACAUCCGGAUAACUAGUGGCGUCACUGCGGAGCGACUCAUGUUCGAUCGUGCGGUAGAGAUGAGCCGAGGCGCUGCCGUCGCAGAAUUGGUUGGUGAGGACUUUCAGGACUGCGAAUUGGGAUAUCGGACUUCAAUCAUGUUACUCGAGGCUGUGUUGGAGAAUGAUGAUGAGCCUCUCAUGCGCCGGCCGAGUGCGAAAAGGGACAAGUCCGCGGACGAGAUCAUAAAUGGCAUGGAGUCGGAGGAUCGGCAGACAGUGGUGAAACUCAUUGACGGGACCCGGGCUCGUCUGAGUGCACUUCGAAAGAAAAUCCAUGCUGCGCAGGUUCAACAAAAACGCGCUUCCUUCAGCGAUGGAAGAGCCCCGCGGACUGCUUCAUCGCCGACGAUGAAUGCACAUCCUCCGACAUAUUCCGGAUCUUCACCUCGAUGA